Messenger RNA from Nothobranchius furzeri (turquoise killifish), 1825 nucleotides. It is a transcript of the gene ddost, whose product is annotated as dolichyl-diphosphooligosaccharide--protein glycosyltransferase subunit (non-catalytic). Gene Ontology annotation, cellular component: endoplasmic reticulum membrane; oligosaccharyltransferase complex. NCBI's taxonomy places the organism in Eukaryota, Metazoa, Chordata, Actinopteri, Cyprinodontiformes, Nothobranchiidae. The record is from RefSeq and is a predicted model, not a curated record.
CGCUGCUAACGCUUACGUCGACUUCUGCAGCAAAAUGGCGUCGUCGACAGCAGUAAGGGAGACGGAUCGGUUCGGUUCUACAUUUAUGUCUCAAAAACAACCCGCAAGGACGAUGGAACGGUGGUUCAGGUAUUUUGACAGAAAAUUCCUCUUAUUCCUGUCGUUAGCCUCGUUGCUGCACUGUGCUUCGGGGGACGGCAAGACGUUGGUGCUGCUGGACAACCUCAACAUCAAAGACACCCAUUCAAUCUUCUUCCGCAGUCUGGCAGACCGCGGCUUUGACCUGACCUUUAAGACCGCCGAUGACCCCUCCUUGUCUUUGAUCAAAUAUGGACAGUUCCUGUACGACCAUUUGAUCCUCUUCUCGCCAUCAGUUGAGGACUUUGGUGGAAACAUAAAUUUGGAGACCAUCACAUCCUUUAUCGAUGGUGGAGGCAAUGUCCUAGUUGCAGCCAGUUCAGACAUUGGUGACCCUCUCAGGGAAUUGGGCAGUGAGUGUGGUAUUGAGUUUGACGAGGAGAAGACUGCUGUCAUUGAUCAUCACAACUAUGAUUUGUCUGAUCCCGGCGAGCACACUUUGAUUGUUGCUGACCCAGAGAACCUGCUGAAAGCUCCUACUAUUGUUGGCAAGCCCACUAAUAAACCUGUCCUGUUCAAGGGUGUUGGAAUGGUUGCUGACCCAGACAACCCGCUUGUCUUGGAUAUUCUCACUGGUUCUUCAACUUCUUAUUCUUAUUUCCCUGACAGACCCAUUUCUCAAUACCCUCACGCUGUGGGCAAGAACACUCUGCUGAUUGCCGGACUCCAGGCCCGAAAUAAUGCCAGAGUGGUUUUCAGCGGCUCUCUGGAUUUCUUCAGUGAUGCCUUUUUUAACUCUGCUGUGCAGAAAGCCCGUCCAGGUUCACAGAGACAUGAGCAGACCGGAAACUUGGAACUAGCUGUGGCUUUGUCUCGCUGGGUGUUUAAGGAGGCAGGAGUCCUGAGAGUCGGCGCCGUUACCCAUCAUCCUGUGGGAGAGACCGCUCCUCCUGCAGCAUACACUGUUACUGACCUUGUGGAGUACAGCAUUGUCAUAGAAAUGUUGUCUGAGGGCCGCUGGAUCCCUUUUGAUGGAAAUGACAUUCAGCUGGAGUUUGUGAGGAUCGAUCCUUUUGUCAGAACUUAUCUCAAGAAAAACGGAGGUAAAUACAGCAUCCAGUUCAAGCUGCCUGAUGUGUACGGGGUCUUCCAGUUUAAGGUGGACUACAACCGACUGGGUUACACACACCUUUACUCCUCCACUCAGGUGUCGGUGCGUCCUCUGCAGCACACACAGUAUGAGCGCUUCAUUCCUUCAGCCUUCCCGUACUACGCCAGCGCCUUCUCCAUGAUGGGGGGACUCUUCGUCUUCAGUGUAGUUUUCCUGCACAUGAAAGAGAAGGAGAAGUCAGAUUAAUGCAGCAACAAAUGGAAUACAAGAAAAUCUGGGAUUAAACUUGUGAUGAAAAGAAUUGAAACCGAGGGCUUUGAUGGCUUGAGGUUUUUCACUCUGGAAAUUAAACUUUUUUUUCUAAAUGCGAGCGCUCGACAGUUAAAGGUUGCUGACUACAGUGUGAUUUCCUGAAGGCUCAUAUGCUCUAGGCUGUAAACUGUUGUAUAAUGUUGCAUUUGGCUAAAGGCUCUCAAAAAUGAUGGUAAAACUUUGCAUACAUGUUGCUAAAUACAAUUUUUGGGGAUGCAAGAACAUGCACUGAACAUGUCAGCUAUUGUCUUGGUUUUUUACAAAAAGUUUUUGUUUGAAAUAAUUUGGAGUCCUCUGAAAAAUAAAAUAUUGACAUUCCUUUAA